Molecule: messenger RNA, 1669 nt
Organism: Lagopus leucura (white-tailed ptarmigan)
Lineage: Eukaryota; Metazoa; Chordata; Aves; Galliformes; Phasianidae
Gene: IGF2
Product: insulin like growth factor 2
Exons: 4
Coding region: 242-916 (224 amino acids)
Cellular component (GO): extracellular region
Molecular function (GO): hormone activity; growth factor activity
Source: RefSeq, a predicted model, not a curated record
GGAGGAUAAAAAAAGAAGGAAAAGGAGAAAGAAAGAAAAGGAGAAAGAAAGAAAAGGAGAAAGAAAAGGAAAGCGCUCGCCUGCUCUCUAGAAUAACAAAAUACCUGAUCGUAACAAAAUAACAUCCUCCAGACCAAAUCAAGCAGGGACUUGACAUACCAAAAGGCAAAGCGAGGAGAGCGAGCCAGGGCGCGGGGAAGGCGAGCCAGAGCCGCGAUCGCUGCCAGGGCCGGACAGCAGCAUGGCAAGCGCCGGGGCACACACGGAUGAGCGCUGCCGGCAGCCUGCCUUCCUCCCCGGCCCGCCGCCGACAGAAGUUGAGAGCGGCAGCGGCAGCGCCAAGGUGCAGAGGAUGUGUGCAGCUAGGCAGAUGCUGCUGCUACUGCUGGCCUUCCUGGCCUAUGCAUUGGAUUCAGCUGCGGCGUAUGGCACGGCAGAGACCCUCUGUGGUGGGGAGCUGGUGGACACGCUGCAGUUCGUCUGCGGGGACAGGGGCUUCUACUUCAGUAGACCAGUGGGACGAAAUAACAGGAGGAUCAACCGUGGUAUCGUGGAGGAAUGCUGCUUUCGGAGCUGCGACCUGGCUCUGCUGGAAACCUACUGUGCCAAGUCCGUCAAGUCAGAGCGUGACCUCUCCGCCACCUCCCUUGCGGGCCUCCCAGCCCUCAACAAGGAGAGCUUCCAGAAGCCAUCUCACGCCAAGUACUCCAAGUACAACGUGUGGCAGAAGAAGAGCUCGCAGCGGCUGCAGCGGGAGGUGCCUGGCAUCCUGCGUGCCCGCCGGUACCGGUGGCAGGCAGAGGGGCUGCAAGCAGCUGAGGAAGCCAGGGCGAUGCAUCGUCCCCUCAUCUCCUUGCCCAGCCAGCGGCCUCCGGCACCGCGGGCAUCCCCUGAAGCGACCGGCCCCCAGGAAUGAACUGUGACCGGCCGGCUGGAUUUGCGAUCUCCCGGGGAGAGACUGGCGAGACUCGGCCCCCCCUGAGCCCCUCCGUCCCCAAGCCGAGGAGCGGGGCGGCAGGCACCAUCACACCGCUCCGGCCCCAACCAAACAACUGACACAAGCAAGGAGGGGAUGGCAGCGGCCGUGUGCAGCGUCCUCCUUUUGGGGUGGGGGGGAGGGUUGUUUCGUUUCCCAGGCCUGUUUCGUUUCCCUCGCGCACCCAGUAUUUUUCAAGCCUUGUACUUACGAAGGGACAGUUGGGCACUUGAACUUUUUGCUGCCGGGCGCUGUGUGACAUCCCCAGUGCCAACACUAGAAGACAAAAGAACGAGCAAGAGGGAAAAAGGAUAUGAAGUUAACUUUUCUUUUAAAUUUUAUUUUAUUUUUCUCAAGAAGAAAAGUCCAUUCCAUGUCUUUCUUGACAAUAAAGUGAAAAGCAAAAACAAAUGGGGAGAGAUGUUGAGGGAUGUAACUUUUUUGCCUCAUUCCCAUCCAACUUUUUUUUUUUUUCUUUCUUUUUUUGUUGGUAACUUUUCUUAUUUUUAUAACUUUUUUUUGCACCUUUAAAAAGAAAAUGUAACUGAGACGAAGUUCCGAGGAGUCCCAUCUGCAUUUUUUGUGUGUGUGCUUAAUUACAAGAUUCCAAAUCGACUUGCACCUUUUUGAAACCAUCGCUGACGGGAGAAAGAGAGGAAGAGGAGAGAGAGAGAGAAAGAGAGAGAAGAAAAA